Molecule: messenger RNA, 1377 nt
Organism: Eptesicus fuscus (big brown bat)
Lineage: Eukaryota; Metazoa; Chordata; Mammalia; Chiroptera; Vespertilionidae
Gene: ZNF699
Product: zinc finger protein 699
Exons: 1
Coding region: 1-1377 (458 amino acids)
Source: RefSeq, a predicted model, not a curated record
AUGCCCAAAAGAACUACUGAGAUAAAAUCCUAUGAAUGUCAUGAAUGUAAAAAGGUCUUCACGGAUCAUUUAUCCCUUAAGAAUCACAUGGGCUCUCACACUGGAAGCAAACCCUAUCAGUGUAAGGAAUGUGGGAAAGCUUUCCAUUUUCUCGCUUGUUUCAAGAAGCAUAUGAAAACUCCAACAGAAGAGAAACCCUAUGAAUGUAAGGAGUGUACCAAAGCCUUCGGCUGUUCUUCAUUCUUUAGGGCACAUAUGAAGAUUCACAUGGGAAAGACAAACUAUGAAUGUGAGGAAUGUGGAAAACACUUUAGCUGUUCUUCAUCCCUCACAGAACACAAAAGAAUCCAUAGUGGAGAUAAGCCUUAUGAAUGUAAGGAAUGUGGGAAGGCCUUUAGUUGCUCCUCCUCACUCUCCAAACACAAACGAAUUCAUAGUGGAGAUAAGCCAUAUGAAUGUAAGCAAUGUGGGAAAGCCUUUAGUUCUUCCUCUCAUCUUAUAAUACAUAUAAGAAUUCAUACUGGAGAGAAGCCUUACGAAUGUAAAGAGUGUGGAAAGGCCUUCAGUGAGUCCUCAAAACUCACUGUACACGUCAGAACACAUACAGGAGAGAAACCCUAUAAAUGUAAGGAAUGUGGGAAGGCCUACAAUUGUCCCUCCUCCUUAAGUAUCCAUAUGAGAAAACAUACUGGAGAGAAACCCUAUGAAUGUCUGGAAUGUGGAAAAGCCUUCUAUCUUCUAACUUCCCUUAAUACACAUGUGAAAAAUCAAAGUAGAGAGAAACCGUAUGAAUGUAAGGAAUGUGGAAAAGCCUUUAGUUGUCCCUCAUCCUUUAGAGCACACGUGAGAGAUCACAUUGGAAAGAUACAAUACGAAUGUAAGGAAUGUGGGAAGGCCUUUAGUCGUUCCUCAUCCCUCACUGAACACUUGAGAACUCACAGUGGAGAGAAGCCUUAUGAAUGUAAGGAAUGUGGGAAAGCCUUUAUUAGUUCCUCCCACCUUACAGUACAUGUAAGAACUCACACUGGAGAGAAACCUUAUGAAUGUAAGAAAUGUGGAAAAGCCUUUAUUUAUCCUUCAGCUCUUAGGAUUCAUAUGAGAACGCACACUGGGGAGAAACCCUAUGAAUGUAAGGAAUGUGGGAAAACCUUUCGUCAUUCUUCAUACCUAACUGUACAUGCCAGAAUGCACACUGGAGAGAAACCGUUUGAGUGUCUGGAAUGUGGGAAAGCCUUCAGUUGUCCCUCAUCCUUUCGAAGACAUGUAAGAAGCCACACUGGAGAGAAACCAUAUGAAUGUAAAGAAUGUGGGAAAGCCUUUGUCUGCCCUGCCUACUUUCGAAGACAUGUAAAAACUCACACUAGAGAAAACAUAUAA